GUAGUUCGUCUUUUCACGUGGGCGCCGUGUCGUCAUGGCGGCCCAGCGGAAACCCGUGCUGCUUGGCCUUCGAGACGUAGCGGUGCACGGCUGCCCUGGUGGGUCGGGCGCCUGGACUGCUAGCAAGCUUGGCGGCCUUCCGGACGCCUUGCCCGCAGUAGCUGCGCCUAGGCCAGCGUGUGAACAUUGCAGGCAGCCUCUCGCCUUGGUCGUGCAAGUGUACUGCCCGCUGGAAAGCUCCCCGUUUCAUCGGCUCCUGCACGUGUUCGCUUGCCCCAGCCCUCUGUGUGGCAGCGGCGGGGCACGCAGCUGGAAGGUGUUCCGCUCCCAGUCCCUGCACAUAUCAGAGAAAGAAGCGCCGGACACUCAGAAACAGGAAAAUGGCCUUGCAGCUGAGUAUUGGUGUGAAGGUGCAGAUGACUGGGGAAGUGAUAAUGAGGAGAGGCCUUCACCGCAGCUUACCUUGGAUUUUGGAAACGAUUCUAACAGUGCCAAAGACAUAGACUGGAUCGCCCAGCUCCAGGACCUACACUUUCAGGAUACUGUACCAGGUGCUGCUGUUCCUGUGCUUCCUGGGGUGCCUUCUGUGGUGCCACAUUUCCUGUCCUACUACAUCAGUGUCGUAGAUGAGGAUGAUUACAGUGGUGUUGUCAGUCUAGAUCAUGCUCAUAGUCUUCUCAGGGAGUAUCAACAGCGAGAAGGAGUUGAUAUGGAACAGUUGCUUUCCCAAAGUCUUUCUAGUGAUGGUAAUGAAAAAUAUGAGAAGACCAUAACUAGAAGUGGAGAUAAGGUAUUUUACAAAUUCAUGAAGAGAAUUGCUGCUUGUCAGGAGCAGAUUUUGAGGUAUUCCUGGAGUGGAGAACCACUUUUUUUGACCUGUCCUACAUCAGAAGUCACUGAGCUCCCAGCCUGCAGCCACUGUGGAGCCCAAAGGACGUUUGAAUUUCAGCUCAUGCCAGCGCUGGUCAGCAUGCUGAGAAGUGCUAAUUCAGGUCUUUCUGUGGAAUUUGGAACAGUUCUAAUUUACACAUGUGAGAAGAGUUGCUGGCCUCAAAAUCAGCAGACUCCCAUGGAAGAAUUUUAUAUUGUGCAAGAAGACCCAGAUGAAUUAUUAUUGAAGUAGAAUAUUUCCCUUUAUUUAUAUAAAUGAAGACAAAUUUUAAUGUCCAAAUUUGUGUUUUUACUUCAUUUUGACUAUAAGUUAUUUUUUUUAUUUUAAGAUUUUAUUUAUUCAUUUUCAGGGAGAGGGGAAGAGAAGAAGAAAAAGGGGGAGAAACAUCAGUGUAUGUUUGCCUCUUGAAUACCCCGUAAUGGGGAUCUGGCCUGGAACCCAGUCAUGUGCCCUGACUGGGAAUCGAAUCAGUGACCGUUUGGUUUGUAGCCCGUGCUCAAUCCCCUGAGCCACACCAGCUUCACUCUCAUCUAUAAGUGUUGUCUAUUUGGUACUAUGCCGGGACUGAAGCGAGAUUUAGAAUGUCCUGGCUGUGGGUUUGUCUAUCCUUCCAAGGUUAGUGGCCUUUCUCCCCAGUAGAAGCUUGGAAUGAAGCUCCUCUAUAGCCCAGAGGGCAGGCAUUAGCUGCACAUGCUGCCUGGUGGGCAUCUAGAGGGGAGAGCAGCUGAAGAGCCCUGAGCAGUGGUCAGCAUCUUAUUAUGCCUGCUGCUUCUGCACCUCCCUGAACUCUGUUGCAGUCCCUGGAUGCCAACCGAUCAAGCCACUCCACCUGCUCCAGCUGCUUUAGGCUCCCAUUCUGUGACACCAGCUGUUUAUAUCUGCCCAUGUUCUCCCCUGCCACACUCCCUACCCUCACCUAUUCUGUGGACUAAAAAGGGCCACACACUAAACCUGACAAGCUUAGGGGAGUCCUACAUGGCAGCCUCACAAACUCAAGGACUGAAAGUUAAUCCCACAGGAUGAUCUGAACAUAAAACUUCGUAACUAAAAGUGAGUCAUGGUGGGUAGUCAUGUCCUAGACCUUUAGCUUCCUUAACAAAGGUCACUCUUUACCUUAAGUAAACCUGUCUAUUGUCCGUUUGCAUCUAAGGUAAUAUACCUUUGAAAUCUGAGACUAAUCUUGUGCCAGACCUCUCAAGGCACAAUCUUGGCACCAGAACUCCAGACCAGGGAACCCCGUACCAUCUCCGUGUGCUGUAAAUGUUAACUAUUAACUAUCCUGUACCACCAGUGUAAAAGAAGUAUGUUUCUCUAUUUUUCCUGACUUUGCAAUGGAUUUCAUAUAACCCUCUUUAUGUCUCCUCUUUUUAGUCUGUGUAUAAAAUAAGCUCCAAAACUGCCAUUCUCUGGAGAAUUUUUUCAGUCUCUUGAGAUUUUGUUUCUUGUUAUUGUCAGGAUGGGUGGGGUAGGACAUAAUGGCAGCUGAACUACAACCCAGAAAAGACAGCCGACGUCAAACCAGGAAGCCAAAGCAACAGGCUUUAGCAAAAUGGAUAUCUGCAUAGCAACCUGAGCCCAAGGAGAACCACCAAUGCUAUAUUGCCGCUUUGUUCAAAGGGGACCGAUCCUCAGCUCCCACAAAAAUAACCAACCAGAAUAAAACCCUGCCACAUUCCCUGCUUAUGUGUGGCUUUUGCAGACUGGAGAACCUCUCCUGGGUGCACAAACCCCAAUAAAGCUCUAUACUGCCUAUCUUUGUGGCUGAUUGGCAUUUCUUCCGCAACAGAGCCUAAGAAAACCUUUCAGUUAUCAAUUUAAACUCAUAAAAAUUCUGUCCUGGCUGGUGUGGUUCAGUGCGUUGAGCACCAGACUGUGAAAUGAAAUGUUGCCAGUUCCAUUCCCAGUCAGGGCCCAUGCGGGAGUUGGGGGCCCGGUCCCUGCUUGCAGGUGUGUGAGAGGCAGCUUGUCAUUUUCCUCUCACACAUUGAUAGGUGUUUCCUUCCCCCUUUCUCCCUCCCUUCUCCUCUCUCAAAAAAAAAAUUCUUAAAAAAUUUCUCUACAGGUUUGAACAUCUCUUAAGCUGAUACUACCUUCUGCCCUUGCAUUAUCACUGGGACGGGGCUCUUGCUGAAUUCUGAACAUUGUCCUUCCAUCCAGCCAUCUGCUUUUCCAGGUUCUCCUCCAUGGGGGAACUCAAGAGUUGCCAGUUUUUUAGCUUUAGUUGUAUAGUUAAUAGGCUUGGUGAUUAAUGCAUGUAGAAAGCUAUUAUUCCAGAAACGGGAAUGUAUGACUGGCCCUACCCUGACUCCAGGAGACCCACAAGCAGUUCUACCUUGGUACCCCAGGCAGACUACAAGCAAUGAAGAUGGUAUCUGAGCCACUGUGCUCCAGGGAGGGAACAUAGCAGAGGAGGGACACAGAUAAUCACCAGUCAGCAGAUGAAAGGAUGCAAGGGAAAUGGAACAGCUGCAGCUUUUAUCUGAUUAACCUUUCCCACUGAAUUCCAAACCUCUUACCUCUUUUUCCGUGAAUUCUAAACCUUUUACCUACCCUCUUAUAAAGAAAGGUCAGCUUGAGAUGAGAUGUAAGAUGGUCUUUCAGGGUAUAUAACCUGCUGUCAUCUCAGAUUGCUGGCUAUCUGAAUAAAGCACCCAUAAAGAUCUAAA
Artibeus jamaicensis (Jamaican fruit-eating bat) is the source of this 3558-nucleotide messenger RNA. It is a transcript of the gene PDCD2L, whose product is annotated as programmed cell death 2 like. The record is from RefSeq and is a predicted model, not a curated record. Bases 35 to 1123 code for a protein of 362 amino acids. Gene Ontology annotation, cellular component: cytoplasm. The transcript is spliced from 7 exons. Lineage: Eukaryota; Metazoa; Chordata; Mammalia; Chiroptera; Phyllostomidae.